AUGAGUAUCCGACACGCUGCCUGCGAGCCCUGCCGACGGGCAAAGCUGGCCUGCGGCCAUGAGAGGCCCACUUGCACCCGAUGCCGUACCCGCGAUCAGAUAGAUCUUUGUGUGUACCGGGACCGGCCAUUCAGGAGAAGAAUACAUAGUGACCGCAUGAGAAAGCAAAGCAUUGGAGGGUCCAUAUGUGUAGAUGCUCUGACCACUCCACCCUUGGAGACGUCCCCAAUUUCAGACGUGUUGGGUGCUUCUUCGUCCCAGCCACGGCGAUAUCCAAACCCGGGCUUUCUCGGGGUGCCUAGCCAUGCAACCAUUUUCAACCACGUGUCUUCCCGUGCUCCCACUGGGAUGGUCGCUGCUCAGCAGGAGGAAGCAGUACAAUCACCCAUGUCCAGCUCUCCAUCAGACGCCUUUCUCCUUGAUCAGACAACGCUUGAUAAAGCAAACCAUGCCUUGAGUCUGUUAGAUCAACUGCAAGUCUCCGCGUUGGCGUCUCUAGUGCGCUUUUGGCUCAAAAAAGGGGUGAACCUAGCCCUUGCAGAGCCAUUCGUUGAGACGUGCAUCGAUGCUGCGGUCGACUGGAGAGAACUGUCGACUCCUCCUGUGGGGAUCGAUGCUGGAGAUGCUAAUGCAACCACUCAAAGAGCGAGGGUCUUAUUAGAAAACACGCACAGGCCGCUCACUUUUAAUAAGCAUUCCACCCCGUCCGAGUAUCUGCAACAGAUGUCCGGGAAGAAUCUUCGAUGGGAAAGCCUCGGAAUAUUCCUAGCAGCUGCAAGCAGAGCUGCGUUGGAUACCUCUUCGUUUGCACCGCUUUACAACAGCGAUGAGCGGCGUCGCGGGCUGAUCAAAGCACUAAUGUACAUUGGAGAUUGCUGCUUGGAGACAUGCCUUGCUUUGGACUGUCUCAAUGACUUACAGCUAGUCUUGCAGUAUGAAAAUCUCAUAGUACACUCGCAAGUUGACGGCGACCAGAGUUACCACUCUUGGCGACGGAUGGGUGAUGUCGCCAGCACAUUGUUUGCACUGGGCUAUCAUGAAAAGAUUGAAGAGGACUCUUCAGAUAUUCCCUUAUUCGUCGCUGAGCUGCGGAGGUCCUGCUUUGCACGCGUCUAUGCAGCAGACAAGAGCUUGGCCGUAUUCCUGGGUCGACCCCCGCGGGUUAUGAAAGAAUUUUGCUAUUUCCAGGUCCCAUUGAAGAUGGCGAGUACUUGGAACGACGCUGAUGAUACAAUCAAAAGGGACAGCAACAGUCCUUUGUCUUACCAGAUAAGAAGUGGCCGAGAACCAAACGACGGUCAGGCUUUGAAUUAUACGUCUGACACCGUUUGUGCUGCCGUCUUUGCACUUCUGAAGGAAGAAGUUCUCCAGCUAUUUCGCAAGCGCCAUGCGUUCUGCGAGACUGACAUCAUCAAUGAUCUUCGCCAGAGGAUUGAUCAGCAAUGGCAGGAUUUGCCUCCGCACUAUCGCCUCACCACCAGCCUUAAAGACUGCCCUCUUGGGCCCUUUUCGAGAGAUUUCUUGGCGGGAGCUCGGCUGGAAUAUCUUCACACACACUUUCUACUCGGGUUCUUGUCGCAGCGCAAGGUAGCCGAGCCUGACGAGGCGCUUCUGAAGAUUGCAAGCGAGAUGCUUUCGAUUGUGGUGGAGACGAUUAUCCUGCGGGAUCGGAUGGCCAAUUCAGGAACGUGUCUAAUUUGGAAGGUUGCUCAGUAUGGAUUGCCAGCCGCAGGCUUCAUCUCCCUUGCGCUUCUCAAUUCGACAACUCCCGACUCGCACCAAUUCUCCCGGUCAAAAAUGAUUCAGGGCCUCAGUGUCCUCGUUGCAGAAAUCACUAUCGGGGCGUGGAUCCAGCCUGGAGAGCCAAACUAUGCUCUCUUCUCGCAGGCGACGAGGACGAUCCAGAGCUUGCUCGACUCGCUGACUGCGGUGAAGGAGCAAACAUCAAAGACUAGCGAUUCGCAGCAGCUGAUCAAUCCAGAUGGCGCUGAUAAUUCUUGGGAUCCGUAUAUCAAUUCCCAGUCUUGGGAACUUGAGAUGGAUUUCUGGGCGAGCUUGGCAGAGCAUCCGACGUUGAUUAAUUGA
Molecule: messenger RNA, 2085 nt
Organism: Trichoderma asperellum CBS 433.97
Lineage: Eukaryota; Fungi; Ascomycota; Sordariomycetes; Hypocreales; Hypocreaceae
Biological process (GO): regulation of DNA-templated transcription
Cellular component (GO): nucleus
Molecular function (GO): DNA-binding transcription factor activity, RNA polymerase II-specific; zinc ion binding
Source: RefSeq, a predicted model, not a curated record